Molecule: messenger RNA, 5148 nt
Organism: Exaiptasia diaphana
Lineage: Eukaryota; Metazoa; Cnidaria; Anthozoa; Actiniaria; Aiptasiidae
Product: potassium voltage-gated channel protein Shal
Exons: 3
Coding region: 2412-3896 (494 amino acids)
Biological process (GO): protein homooligomerization; potassium ion transmembrane transport
Cellular component (GO): voltage-gated potassium channel complex; membrane
Molecular function (GO): protein binding; voltage-gated potassium channel activity
Source: RefSeq, a predicted model, not a curated record
AACAUGACAGAGUUUGUUCAAAAGAAAAAAUACAUAAUGUUAAAAAAAACAUCGCCUUUACAAAUACGCAUCAAUGGAUGCAUGCAAAUUAAGAACCCAAUUAAAGUAAAUUGCGAUAACUGAAUAACUGUGUCGACCAACUAUUUUCACCAGUGAAAAUAACUACUUUAAGUAAUGGAGAAACAUAGGUAUGUUAAAGAUAAUUAUAUAGUAAAUAGGUGUAUUACUUGAAUAUGGCUAAAACAAUUAGCAUCGACCAUUAAGAACCCAUAAAUUAUAAUAAAUUGCGAAACUCGUAAAUGCAUGGCUGUCUCGACCAACUCUGAGACGAUGUAAUGAGUAAAUCGCACUUUCUAGACAUGAAAAGGACUUUCCUAAGUACAAUGUAGUGAUAAUCUGAUAACAAAAGGGAGCCAUGGUGCGUGCGCACGUGUCUUAUGAAGCUAGAGCGAGCAUCGUAUCCUGAAAAACAUUCUUAGCGGACACAGCAGGUUGAAAAGAGUUUUUUUCAAAUCUAGUAAUAAACAAAUAGUUAGCGCGCCAUUUUUUAUUGUGUUUCAAUACUUGUAUAUGAUAUAAACAGUAGCAACGUUUUCCUAUGACUUUAUUUAAUGUAAGAAUUCGAGACGUAAUACCAGAAACGCCAUAAUACUUGUGCUAUUGGCUUUUAAAACAAUCAUGGAUCAAAAUAAUUUUUUUUAAUGAUUUUCGCGUUUAAAAACCUAGAGAAACACUAGCAUUCGAAAGCUUUAGGAUCAUAAAAAACUACAAUAGGCAAAUAUACAUGCAUCGAAGGGCCACGUAUAUCCGAGAUCGCGAUUUUUCAGAUACAGAAAUUCGACAUCUUGGAUUUUAAAGAAAGCAACUUUCAACAACAGACCAUUUUGAAGACAAAACAAACGAUUGAAAAGGUUCCCGGAUGCUCGUGGGCCUUAGACAUACAGCAAUCGCCGAAAUGAAAGUUGAUCACAACGAUGUAACUCAGCUGACAGGCACGUGUAAACAAACGCGGGCUCUCUCUUCCCCAUGAGUCCCUGAGCGCCCGACAGGAAAUUACGACUCGACUAAAUACAGACGGUGGCGGUAGAUUCAAAGAACUGAACUAUAUUUACAUUGAUAACACUUAAAAAACAUGCUUUCAAAAGGCAGAGAACAUCGUUUAGGUCGGUUUACUUAAUUGAAAAGACAAUGUAGAAAGAUAAUGUUAAAAAUGCUGAAAAUAGUCUGUGAUACGGCGAAAAGGGCUUAGAAAUUAUAGGAAUGACACCGAAUGGAAUUAUAUAUAACAAUAUAUCGGAGCGAUUUGAAUGGCGGACCUAUUUGAAUAUAACAGCUGAUGAAGUGAAUGGCUACAGAUCCAUGGCGAAAGCUUGCAAGAACUUGGUCAGUAUAGGACAAAAUUUUAUAAUGCGAAUUGCUGACGGCCAUAUUUCGAUUCAGCUGAUAAGAAUACGAAAAGUUGAGAUUAAUUUCAAGUAAGAAUAGGAAAUAAAUAGUAAAGUCUUAUUUUUAAAUGCAAUUAAAUGGAAAGCAAAACAAAAUACAAAUGCACACAAAACAAAUAAACAAAAACAACAACAAAAAAAACAACAACAAAGUUUGACAGUUUUACAAGUGGACGACCGAUACCCAAGAAGCUUUUACAAUUUGCGCAGUGAUGUCCGUGCUCUUUGCUGAUUUUCCGUUCAAUUUACUCAAGUGAUUCRCCUCGUCCAAAGUAUUCCAUUUGAACUUCAUGCUAAGUAGUCUUUAUCUUAAGUUGCUAAAUGGGAAAUUGGAGAAAGACAUCUAAAGUACUAAGAUAACUGUAAUAAUCCUAAAAAUGUCUAAAAUCUGUAAAAUCCAAAAAUGCCAUAUUUGGGAAUACCCAUGAUUCAUUUCGGCCAUGCAAUUUCAAUUCCACUAUGUCUAUUCCACAUUUUCUAGUAAAAACGUUUUUAAAACAGCUGUAUGCAGUUAUGCGAUAGCAAUUUCAAACCACUAGUGUUAUUUCCGUUUAUUCUAAAAGCGUAAUUAUGAACGAGACAAGUGAAUGCAUUUAAUUACUUGAAUCAUGAUGGUAUCGCGCUUGCAUAUCUGAUAACAAUCAUUUUGUAGGAAACGUAUAAAGCCUUUAAAAGAUAAAAACGUAGAAGUGGUUUUCGCAUGAACACAAGAGAAAAGGUUGCAGGAGCGUGUAGGGCGUUUAAAUGAAUCUGCAGGAAGUGGAGUUAAUCAUCACGGAAAACAAAGCAUUUGGACUGAAAGCUAAAAUCCACUGCAUAUGAUAGCCAAUCAGAGGAGCCCUUAUAUUGCUAGAGGAAUUUUCAAUGGUUAUAAGGCCGGCCAUUAACAUAUGAAGCUUACAUGCUAUAAAUAUAGAGAAACAGGUUUACCAGAGGAGAACAAAAUCGAGUGUUCAAUGAUUUCCAAUGUUCCAAGCAAGUGUGGCUAGCGGUGGUCGCUCCAAUUCUGUCUUCAGUAAGGCUAGUAUUUACAGCAAUACUAUCAACUACACGACCUCAAGGUCACAGCUUUCGUACAAUAAAGUUAAACGAUCUGCUACUGAAGAAGCACUUUAUCGAGCCGGUUUGAGACCAUAUAAUGACGAUAAGAGGAUAGUAUUCAACGUCAGCGGCCGACGAUUUGAGACUUGGGAAAGCACAUUAAAGAAACAUCCAAAUACAGUGUUAGGAAGUACAAUGAUCCAUCGAUUUUACGACAAUGAAAGGAAGGAAUAUUUUAUCGACAGAGAUCCAUAUUUAUUUAAAUUCAUUCUUAAUUUCUACCGACGUGGGAAACUGCACUGCUCUCUGGAAGACUGCCCGGCUGCAUUUGAAGAAGAGUUAAAUUUCUACGGACUUUCUGUAUUUGAUGUCGACGACUGCUGCUGGGAGUUGGCGACUCCUAAGGAGAGGCAUGUGCUAGUGGAAGAUGAUGAUGAUAUGCCUGGUGAGGUCAUUAAAUGCGAAGGGAAUUCUAACGUUUAUUGUGAACCCAAGUUUUCACUGAAACAGAAAAUAUGGAAAACAAUAGGGCCUUCAAAAACAACGAGAUCCGGAGUCCUCUUCCACAUAAUCUAUGGAAUAUUUAUAUUUAUCAGCGUAUUGAUAGUUACUUUGGAAACCUUGCAUUGUGAUCGAAAAAGAUCUUGCGGUGAUGUCUACCAUAUUGAGUUCUUCAGUGUUGACACAGUUUGCGUGGCGAUCUUCACCACGGAGCUUAUGCUGCGGUUCUAUGUUUGCCCAAGAAAGCGCAAGUUCUUCAAAGAAUUUCUGAAUAUUAUUGAUUUAUUAUCCGUACUUCCUUACUAUAUAUCACUAGUUAUUGAAGCAUUUGGGGUCGACAGCAGUUUUCUACAGAUACUAAAAGUCCUACGAGUACUUAGAAUUCUAAAAUUGACAAGAAAUUCCCGUCGUUUGCGCUGUUUGCUGUUGACUCUACGUCGCUGCGCGGUGGACAUCAUCUUUCUAUACUGCAUUUGCCUUCUAGCUAUUAUAUUAUUCGGUACGGCGCUUUUCUACCUACAAGAUAACACCGAGCCCCGUCAGUUUGGGAGCAUCCCGGAAUCUUUCUGGUACAUUUGCAUUACUCUGAUGACUGUUGGGUACGGCGACGUGGUCCCAACAAACGUUGCAGGGAAGAUAGUUGGCAGCAUUUGUUGUGUAUCAGGAGUAGUGUUACUUGCUUUGCCAAUCCCAAUACUACAAGAAAAGCAAGUGCCUUGUACACUUGAGUCCGUCAAAUCUAGACAUCGUUUAAUUCAGGAACAGAAGGCCUGUGGGGCUGGAGGUUGCGAGGGGCAACCAUUAUUACCCAAUGAGGAUCCUCAAGAUAACUCGGUUUGCUGUUCUUCCUUGAGACAACACUGUAGCAAGGCAAGAAAGGUUUUAAAUAAGAGAGAAAACAACGGCUGAUGCUGGAUUUGAUGGCCGCAGAGUUUAAGCUUAGAUCAGAAAUAUGUAUCGGUACGUUAAAAGUACGCAUCAACAGACCUGAGAUUUCAUGGUCAGCGGAGAUGAAAGUCAUGAUGACAUAUAUGACUGGUCCCCAGUCUUCUCUCUCUGCAAGUCAAACUCCCACCCUUAAUGCCUUACAGUUGAGAGUAAGAGGGCAGCAGUAAAACGAGUAUGAUGAUAACAGGAAUCUUUCAAAAAGGUCACCGCAAAGGUUGGCGAAGACAAGACCGAAAGCCGUCACUAAAGGCAAUAAAUCUCAAUGACAUCCAUUCUUGUCAUAGCUAUAUACCGAACAGAAGACAGUUUUAAUCAACCCCUUUAAGCAGUCUAUUACGGUUUUUUAGCCUCGAAACUAUUUAUUCUUUUAUUCAGUAACAACCCCUGCGAUCAGUGUGUCUAGAAGACAAUGAAAAUCUACUUUUUAUCUACAUUUCUGUAUGUUUUACACACAAUUGAGGAUAACACAGUGUAAAAGACAUCGCGAAACUCGACUAUUGAUGACAAAAAACUUAUUACAACCUCAUAUUUUAGUUAUUUCAUAAAAACGUUGUCGAAAAAUGGAAGAUAGGAACUAUUGGUAUAGAAUAUCGACGAUCUCAAUGGUCGACUGAGUGACUCCUUUUUAAGGGGAUAGCCGCUGUCUUAUUUGACAACAGAUUCCCUUACGCAAAGACUAGAAAUAACGAAAAUUAUGAACAAAUAAAAGAUAAUGUCAUUACAAUAGCCAUAGCAAUUUGCUAAUUUUUUUUAUUUCGUUUAGAGAUUAAGCCUCUUUUUCUACAAUAUCUAAGGUUUAAGCGUUUUAGGAGUACAAGUUUGGCCUCAAUUCAGUUCAACGGAAAAUGUAAAUUGUAAGAGCUAAUUAACCUCCUCCGUAGGUAACUCUAUAUAAACUCCUUUUCUUUUUAUUUACGAGCUUGAGCUUCCUUUGGGCUUCCUUUAGUCUUUUGUAUAUUUGUUCCCAGAGAGACUUCCAGAGAGAGAAAGGGAGAUGAGUAUGACAGAGAUGCCUGCAUAGGAGGCUAAGAGCUAAUGAAAGGAAAACAUUUUUCCAUACUUCGAACGUUUUUGUUUGUUUGCUUAUUGUUGUUGUUUUUUCGAGUUCUUUGCUAGGGGGCAUCUAUUGUCAAGUAUAAUUAACAAUUACGAGCUAAUAGCCCAUGAGUCAGUAUAAACAUACUAAUCGGUCAAAUAAUGAAAACAAAUUGAA